Messenger RNA from Emericellopsis cladophorae, 1560 nucleotides. Its product is annotated as Dual specificity protein kinase-like protein. Gene Ontology annotation, biological process: protein phosphorylation. The transcript has 4 exons. Gene Ontology annotation, molecular function: protein kinase activity; ATP binding. NCBI's taxonomy places the organism in Eukaryota, Fungi, Ascomycota, Sordariomycetes, Hypocreales, Bionectriaceae. The record is from RefSeq and is a predicted model, not a curated record. The coding region runs from base 1 to 1560 and encodes 519 amino acids.
AUGGCCGACGGAUUUGCCCCGCGCACAAUGAAGCGCAAGAAUGUCAAGGGCCUCGCCUUGACACCUGCCGCUCCCAAGCCGCCCCCGACCGCUGAAUCGGCCGGCGGCCGCGAUGACGGUGGCAAAGAUGGCCAACUCGAGAUUGGGAUCGAAUAUAAACUCGAUUUGCGACCAGAGGACUUGGAGGUGGUGCGUGAGCUUGGCUCUGGAAACGGUGGUACCGUGAGUAAAGUGCGGCAUCUGACAACAGGCACCGUCAUGGCUCGCAAGAUCAUUCAUGUGGAGGCUAAGAGGGAGGUGAGGAAGAGGAUCGUAAGGGAGCUGCAAAUCAUGCACGGGUGUCAUUCAGACUAUAUCGUCAACUUCUACGGAGCGUUCCUGAACCACAACAACGACGUUAUCAUGUGUAUGGAGCACAUGGAUGUUGGAAGCUCACUUGACUGGGUAUCACGCGUUUUCGGACCAGUCCGCGUCGAUGUCCUGGGCAAGAUCGCAGAGGCGACGCUUGGUGGCCUCACCUAUCUCUACUCCAAGCACCACAUUAUGCACCGCGACAUCAAGCCGUCCAACAUCCUCGUUAAUUCGCAGGGUGGCAUCAAGCUCUGCGACUUUGGUGUGUCAGGAGAACUGGUCAACUCCAUUGCCGAUACCUUUGUCGGAACAUCGACGUACAUGGCACCUGAGCGAAUCCAAGGUGAAAAGUACACCGUCAAGUCGGACGUGUGGAGUUUUGGUCUGUCUAUCAUGGAGCUCGCAAUCGGCAAAUUCCCCUUUGCCGCCAGUGAGCAAUUAUCAGAUGGCGACGGCGAACCAGCUGGUAUCCUGGAUCUUCUCCAACAGAUUGUGCACGAGCCUGCGCCAAAGCUGCCCAAGAGCGACGCGUUCCCCAGUAUCCUCGAGGACAUGAUUCAAAAAUGCCUGUACAAAGAGCCCGACCUGCGGCCUACGCCGCAGGAUCUAUAUGAUCGCGAACCUUUCGUGCAGGCUGCCAAGAGGACGCCGGUUGACCUACGUGCCUGGGCUUGCGGCAUGAUGGAGCGCGAUAACCGCAAAUCUCACCUUGCGCCUCAGCUGUCGCCCUCGACACAAGAUCUCCUCCGUUCCAAGGAGUGGCCCACGCAGACCCAGCAGCAGCAGCAGCAGCAACAGCAAGCCAGGGAGUCUGCCCCUGACGAACGCAGCAUUGAGACCCCAACCUCGGGCGAGAUCCCCAUUGCUGGCACUGGGUACGUCUCGACGCGCGACUAUGCGCCCUCUAGCCGCUCACCAACGCGCAGCGCCACCAGCUCCGGCGGACGAACGCCACUUCUCCGCGGCAACACCACCAACUCAAUACCCAAGGUUGCCGGGUACAGCGAGACUGGCGGUCACGCACCUUCGGGGUCGACUUCUUCCACUACAUUUGCGCUACCCGUUCGUCCGGGACCUUCGGGUCACAUGGCGCCGCCACCCCCCCGGAACGAAACACCCGAUGGAUCGCGGAGGGAAGCCAGAGAGGCGAGAGACGCGCGGAGGCAGCCACAAUACGGCCUGCCCCCGAACCCAGCAUACAAUGUCUGA